This is a messenger RNA of Camellia sinensis, 675 nucleotides long. The record is from RefSeq and is a predicted model, not a curated record. Lineage: Eukaryota; Viridiplantae; Streptophyta; Magnoliopsida; Ericales; Theaceae.
AUGUUUCAAUUGCAUGCAGCUUUGUUAUGGACAAUCAGUGACUUUCCUGCCUAUGCCAACUUAUCAGGAUGGAGUACGAAAGGUGAAUAUGCUUGUCCUUGCUGCAAUGUGAAAACUCAAUCAUAUUGGUUGAAGCAUGGUAGGAAGUAUUCAUACAUAAGUCACCGAUAUGUGUUGUCCAACACAAGUUCAGUUGCACCGUUCAUAAGCAAACACCUUGAAGUCAUUAAGAGCAAAAUGCCACGUGCAAGCGAUCAUCAAAUUCAAUCUGAGCAUUUCGAAACAUUCUACACUUGGUUUAAGGACCAUGUUCAGACCUUGCGAAGGACAAGUAAUAUUACAUUUACUGAAGAAAUCAAUAGAUUAGCAGAUGGUCCUCAUAUUAUCAUCCCAACCGAUCGUGUUAGCAAUGAACCUUUUAUAUUAUCAUCCCAAGCCGAGCAAGUUUGGUAUGUUCCUGAUCCUUUGGAACCAGAUUGGCAAGUUGUGGUAAAGAUGUCUCAAAGAGGUCUUUUUGAUAUGAAUUCUAAUGAUGAUCCUCAAGUUGAACCCUAUAUGACUCAACAUUUAGAAGACAACACUGUGCUUCGUGAUGAAGAAAUUGGUUGGGUGAGAGAAGGAAUAGAAGGAGCAACAAUUGAUGUUGAUGAAGAUGGUUGAACUUUAUUUGUGAUU